Molecule: messenger RNA, 1206 nt
Organism: Pollicipes pollicipes
Lineage: Eukaryota; Metazoa; Arthropoda; Thecostraca; Pollicipedomorpha; Pollicipedidae
Product: centromere-associated protein E-like
Biological process (GO): mitotic cell cycle; microtubule-based movement
Cellular component (GO): microtubule
Molecular function (GO): ATP binding; microtubule motor activity; microtubule binding
Source: RefSeq, a predicted model, not a curated record
AUGCAUAACAUCUAUGCGGACAUUGGCACAGUGGAGGAGAUGGUCUACUCGGCCAUGGCCGGCUUCAACACCACCAUAUUCGCCUAUGGGCAGACCUCCUCUGGCAAGACGCACACCAUGCUGGGCCACGAGCAAGACCAGGGCACCAUCCCGCGCGUGGUGCACCAGAUGUUCGACUGCGUCGAGCAGACGCCCGACCGCGAGUACCUCAUCCGCGUCAGCUACAUGGAGAUCUACAAGGAGGUGGUAGCCGAUCUCCUGGCGGAGGGUGCUGGAACACCAAAGGGGCUGCGCAUCCACGAGGAUCCGCAGGGACAGGUGUACGUGUCGGAGCUGCGGGAGCUGUGCGUCAACACGCCAGAGAUGCUGCUGGGACUGAUGGGGCGUGGCGAGACGGCGCGCCAUUUCGGCGUCACCAACAUGAACGACCGCAGCUCGCGCAGCCACACCAUCUUCCGCAUCAUCAUCGAGUCCAGAGUCAGGGAUGAGGAGGGUGAGGAGGGCGCUGUGGUCGUCUCGCACCUGAACCUGGUGGACCUGGCCGGCUCGGAGCGCGGGCAGACAGGCGCCACUGGCGAGAGGUUCCGGGAGGGCUGCUCCAUCAACUCGUCGCUGUUCGAGCUCGGCAACGUCAUCAGCAAGCUGAGCGAGGGCGCGCCCUUCAUCAACUACCGCAACAGCAAGCUCACCCGCAUCCUGCAGACGUCGCUCGGGGGCAACGCCAAGACGGCCAUCAUCUGCACGGUGACGCCGGCGGCUGUGGAGGAGACCCACUCCACGCUACGGUUCGCCAGCCGCGCCAAGACCAUCAAGAACAAGCCGCACAUCAACGAGGUGGUGUCCGACUCGGCGCACCUGAAGCGGCUGAAGCGCGAGAUCCACGGACUGCGCGCGGAGCUGCAGCGCGAGAAGCAGACCAACCGCGCCACCGAGGUGGAGGAGAUGCAGCAGGCGCUGGCCGAGCAGAGCAAGCGCAACACCCAGCUGCAGGACCGGUUGCGCCAGCUGGUCGAGCAGCUGGUGGUGAGCUCGGCGCCCAAGCAGCAGCUGCCAGCCAAGGCGCAGAAGAGCAAGCGGCGGAUGACGUGGUGCGGCCGGCAGCGCGGCCGGCUGAGUCUGGCGCCGUUCCAGCUGCCGCCGCUGCUGCCACCUGUCGAGGAGCAGCCGAGGCUGCCCGACGACGAUCAGCCGUUUGCGCGCAAAUGA